This is a messenger RNA of Labrus mixtus (cuckoo wrasse), 6644 nucleotides long. RefSeq names its product pellino E3 ubiquitin protein ligase family member 2 (gene peli2). The transcript has 6 exons. NCBI's taxonomy places the organism in Eukaryota, Metazoa, Chordata, Actinopteri, Labriformes, Labridae. Bases 240 to 1514 code for a protein of 424 amino acids. Gene Ontology annotation, biological process: regulation of Toll signaling pathway; protein polyubiquitination. Gene Ontology annotation, molecular function: protein binding; ubiquitin protein ligase activity. The record is from RefSeq and is a predicted model, not a curated record.
GUAUCUGCUUCAGAGCGGAUUCAACCGCCAAGUAAGUUACGGUUUGCUAUGUCACGGUAAAGAAGUUUGAAACCACUUUAUUUAUAGAAAACUGGAUAGGUCUGGGCACAGAUAUAUAUACCGCUGGACAAAUGAUAUGCAAUUAAAGCCUUUCGUGUGUUUUGAAGGCAGCUUCUGGUUAUUUUUGAGCCGUUGUUAUUACUGUAUAGCUAACGUUACACAGUGAAGCCAGAAGCCUCAUGUUUUCGUCGAGCCAAGAGGAGCACUGCGCCCCGUCUAAAGACCCAGUGAAAUACGGGGAACUGGUGGUGCUCGGGUACAAUGGCUCUCUGCCCAACGGAGAUAGGGGUAGAAGGAAAAGCAGGUUUGCGCUAUACAGGAGGACCAAAGCCAAUGGCGUCAAACCAAGCACUGUGCAUAUCCUCAACACACCACAGGCAAGCAAGGCUGUGAACUGUAAGGGCCAACACAGUAUAUCCUACACACUGUCCCGGAACCAGACAGUAGUGGUGGAGUACUGCCAUGAUAAAGACACAGACAUGUUUCAGAUUGGGCGGUCCACUGAGAGUCCCAUAGACUUUGUGGUGACGGACACUAUAGCAGGAGGCCAGGACGGAGAGGAGACUCCCAUCACACAGAGUACCAUCUCCCGUUUCGCCUGCAGAGUCGUCUGUGAGCGUACCCCGCCCUUCACUGCUCGCAUCUACGCAGCUGGUUUCGACUCUUCCAAAAACAUCUUCCUUGGGGAAAAAGCAGCUAAAUGGAAGAACCCUGAUGGUCACAUGGACGGACUUACAACUAAUGGUGUGCUGGUAAUGCAUCCUAGAGGUGGCUUCACGGAAGAGUCAAAGCCUGGUGUCUGGAGAGAGAUCUCUGUAUGUGGGGAUGUUUACACACUGAGAGAGACGCGCUCAGCACAGUGCCCCGGAAAACUGGUUGAGAAUGAGAAUAACAUACUGCUGGAUGGCUCACUGGUGGAUCUAUGCGGAGCCACUUUGCUGUGGCGCACUGCUGAAGGCCUCUUCCACACUCCCACCCAAAAGCAUCUGGAGGCUCUCAGACAGGAGAUAAACGCAGCACGGCCUCAGUGCCCUGUAGGUCUCAACACCCUCGCCUUCCCCAGCAUGCAACGCAGCCGUGCCCUUUCCUCUCUGGAAGACAAGCAGCCUUGGGUCUACCUGGCCUGCGGUCAUGUGCACGGCUACCACAACUGGGGCCACCGCUCAGAGCAGGAGGCCAACGCCCAGCGAGAGUGUCCCAUGUGUCGGGUGGUCGGGCCAUAUGUGCCGCUGUGGCUGGGUUGUGAGGCGGCCUUUUACGUGGACACCGGAGCACCCACACACGCCUUUGUGCCAUGUGGACACGUGUGUUCGGAAAAGUCGGUCAAGUACUGGGCGGAGAUCCCCCUGCCCCACGGCACCCACGCCUUCCACGCUGCCUGCCCUUUCUGUGCCACGCAGCUCAGUCUGACUCAGGGCUGUUCCAAGUUGAUCUUCCAAGGCCCGGUGGACUGAGCUGAAGGAUCUCGCUCCAGCAGAUCAGACAGGAAUGCCAACACGCUGUGAAACUGUUUGGAUUAUUUUGUGAUUUAUUUUGUUCAUGUGAGUCAGCUGUGGACAGGAGUAAGUUCUGUUCAUAUACUGUGGAUUCUGCACAACAGGGAGACAUUACAGGUUGUUCAGGGCCAAUUGUGGCUGUUUGAUGGCCUCUGUGGGUUACAGAGAUGUUGGACACACAGGACCAAAGAAACCUGGCUCCUCUGGAAUGAAAUACUAUUUUAUUCUGUUUUGCCACCCUACUGCUUUUAACAAGGCUGCAGCGCUGGGAUGUUUUGAACUACAAUGGCUGCUUGGUUUGCAUCACAACUCUGCAGAAAAGGAAUUCAUUGUUUGUUCCCCUGAAUCAGACGGAAACAGAAAACAUUGAGCCGGUUUUGUUGGUUCUGUUCGGAAUGAAAAGGGGACGGAGGGUUUGUUGUUCAAAUACUGGUUGGCCUGAGUCUUUGCAGAGCCAGACAGCUGGACUGUUGGCUGGGAGAAAGGACAGGAGAAACUCGGGGUCAAAGUGUUCCCCCUUCACCCUCCCACUGUGAAACCCUGAUAACUCCUGGUUUGUGCAGCUCUCUGGUUUUGGCUUCAAUUUUUUGAACAAACUCUGAGGAGGGUCAAAGACUUCUAGAGAUGUGUAUAGAGAUACAAAGAGAUAUUAUCCAGUGCCUCAAAUCCCAUUAAACUGUGGGAGUAUUUCCUUAAAUGAGUCAAGAUAUUUUGUCGAAAGGCAAAGGGAGAGAUAGUUUUGCAUCCUUAAGACAUCCCACACAGAUUCUUCACAUUUUUUACCCAACAGAAGACAUAUUUUACUACAGUGAGGCCCUUGUACUGUUUUGUAAUGCAAAUGUUAAUAUAUUUUUCUCCUGAAAACACAAUAUGUAAGGAUGUUUAGGAGUGUGUGCAUUAUUGUAUGAUUGUGUGUGUGUAUGUGUGUGGGGUGGAUUUUGUUGGUGCCCUCAGGCUUUGUUAAAAUUGCCCUGCAUCAUUUCACCCUAAACACCUUUUUAUGAUCACGCCACCCACCAAAAAGAAACAGCUACCAGGGAGAACACAGAAAUCAAAGCGACCUUGUAGGGUUUGACAGUGAAUGUGCUGAUACACAUUGGCUCUCCUUACUGGUGGUGCUUCAGUUAUACAACUUUCUUUCUAAAUGGCUGUGCUGUUAAAGAACACUUUGGAAACUGUGUUAUGAGUCAACUGCACCUGCGUGCUAGUUCAGAGGCUAGCUGUGUCCCUUCCCCACACACAUGUACUGUUUUAAAUCUGCACUGCUGUUAGCUUUAUCCCACGCUGGGUCUGAUCCAAUGAUUUCUCUGCUGUCGGACCUGGGCACAGUCUCACAAGCAUCCAGAGAUUAUACCAAAUAUAAGGAGGGAGCAGUUUUCUCUCCACACAAGAGAUGUAAGGUCCACUUUUUCCGAUCCAAAGUGUUUCUGUAAACAAUCCUAAACCCAAACUGCUGCUACGGUGGAAUGGUGACAGCUCUGGAUUACGGACGAGGCUGAUUGCAGCAUGGGAAUAAUGACAUUUUUGCACGCCAUGCCAAAUUUAGUAAAUUCUAUUGUGUGUGGAUGAGUCAAGUUGUCCAAAACAAAGCAGCAGAUGAACUGAAACUAAAGAAUCUGGGACGAAUCUGUGCAUUCUUCUGUGAUGUUAGCUUAGCAGGCUGUGCCCAUAUGUAAGGGGUAGUUGAAGGCAUUAAUCCUGCCACUAGCUUUUGAAAUAUAUUGAGCAUUAAAUUAUGGGAUGUUGAGGCUAUUGUUUUUAAGAUGUUCAAAUUUUCUUCAGGGUUGCAUUAAUAUUAUUACAUUUGAGGGGAAAGAUCACCUUGAUUUAAGGCUCCUCGACUGUCGGAGCAUUUUUCUGAUUCAGUUCCUUCCUAAGAGAAACAUACCUAGCAUUCUUACAGGCGUCAGCAGCAUUAUGCUUCACUCCAAACACAGUGCAUUUCUGAAUGGCUUGUUUUCUUCAAGUUUUAUGUAACUGCCAAGCAGGGUCAAGUACUAAGCCACAUAAUGUACAGUAGCAUUCCUCCUAAACACUAUGAGCUCCAACACUGUGCCCGUUUGCUUUAGACCAUGUUCUGUAACAGCUGCGGAGUAGCUGCCUCAAACAUUCCUCCUCGGUAAACAUGGGUGGGGCCCUCAGUUCACCCAAGGGCUUGUUCUAUGAUUUUUGUCUCUUACAGGCACUCUGUACACAAGCCAUAGAAUGCACUGAUGCUCCCAAUGUCUCCUUUGCAAAGAAUAAAAAUAUUUUUUAAAAAUAAACAACUGAGUAGGUUGUCUCUCUGAUUUUAGGCCUUCGUAAAAUGUGACAGCCAUGAAAAGUUUAAGAUUUUGUCCUUUUUGUGAGGCUCUUCCUUUUGAACUCAAGAUGUUUCAGCUGUGUACACACCACUCAGCAGUCAUGUUAAGUUACAUGUGUGUUUCAUCAUUCCUCAGUCUGCUUGAUCGCCAAACUUGCUCUUUGUUUUGAUAGCUCUAUCAAACACACUAUUUCACAAGAUAAGGAACACAUUUUUCUUGAAGUCUUAUUUUACAUGCAUUUCAUGUUGUGUCUUAUCAGUUACAUCCUAAUAUUUACCAUAGAAAAUGUAAUAGCAUGAGCCGCUAUACUCGGUGUAGUUCCCUCUGAAGCCACAAGAGGGAACUGUUUCCCUGACAAUAGAUAUGUUGGCAUGAAGGCCUUAAACCACUGAGCCUGCAGCAUCAAUAGUCAGAACCAAAGCAAUGAUAUAUAAGUUUGAUGUUUCUUAUAAAAAAAAAGGCUCAGUGUUAAUACAUCACAUAUGUAUUUGAUACAAGACAAAUUAAAUUGCAUAAAUUAACAUGCCUAUUGAUGCCUGGAAAUCCUCUAUUUUUGUAAUUACACUGCCAAAGGGAAUGUACAUUUCCUAUAUUUUUAAGGUUGUACAUUCAUUGAUUAAUCUUUAACAUCCACAUUUGUUUACGUUACAUUUCUACAAAUUAAUUAUUAAUUUUUUUAGAUUUAUUUUAGAUUUAAAUCCCGGCAUCAAACAGGGCUGACAAAUAAUCACAGUUGUGAGCAGUUUUUAGCUUUUAUUUUUGUGUGCGUGCAAAAAUAUUGUACAAUACUGAUGAUGAUGACAUUUUCCAUCACUCUCAUGUGACUUCUUCUCUUCUAUAAUAAGGGCACAUGAAAGGGAUUUAAAUACAUAACAUGUCAGUUAGGCGUUUUGAGAGGAAUGGAGCCGUGGGAUGCCUUGCUUCCUAAUUAACAUUUCUGCUGUAGAUGUGCGCUGGGUUCAUAUGUCUGCACACUUGCCUGUUUUUCUGAAUGACAGAAGAGACACUGAAGGUGACAGCAUGCUAAUUUUAAGAUCACUCAGUGGCUCCCCUGCCUUAAGCAGGGCAGGGUUAUGCAAAUAGAAGUGGAAUGAUACAAUAUUUUUUUUCUUGAGCCAGCUUCCUGGAUGAGGAAGUGAGGUUCAUGUGUUAUAUUGACGCAGGACUCUGUUAAAAGAUUGACACAAACCUUGGUAUUCUAGCAUAACCUUUUUGAAACAUAAUUAACUUCUACCACUUCUCACAGCCAUGUGCCUCAUAUUACAGGAACGUCAUUUCCAGUUGUAUAUAAUGUACAAAAUGUUCCUCUAUGGAAAGCUAAUACACUUUAUACAUUAACUAAAACUUCACAUGUUAUUCAUUUCAUCAGAAUGGAUUUGAAAAAUGGUGCAGAAGACACAUUAUUAGUCUAACAAGUCUAACAGUGUUGAGAGAGAAGGUAUGUCUAUGAUUACAGCAAAUAAAACAAUGAUGAUGAGAUACUUAAAUGCAAUGUAAUAUUGCAUCUCUCUAAAGUUGGAGGAACCCAGAAAAGACAGAUUCUGAGAUAUCCUUAUUUUUCCUCUAGACUGGUUACAUCUCACAAGCACCAGAUCCUUCAUUUCCUUUCAUUAGAUUGUCUUGGAUGAUGACAAUCAUCACUUUUAUUUUGAAAUAACCUCCACCCAGAGCCUCACAAUACAAUAUAGAAGCUGGGAUGAUCUCCAUCAGAAGAGUAAACUUGUGUGAACUAGUAGAAUGACCUUUAAGGGAAAGUGUGUCUUUCAUAAAACCACAAAAGAGGAAGAGAAAACAGCUCAAUGCAUAUCUUUAUUUACAAAGCAAUGGUUUCAAUAUUGUUGCUUUCUCCAGUUUGAUACUGCUUAUAUAUCCUCCAUCACAGCUCAUCAAAUUCAGUCCACUCUUUAGGUUCUUUUUAACCUUGAAAACUAACAUUUGAACUGCAUAAUCUUAAAGAGAUAUCAAGCAUUUUUUGUUAGCACAUUUGACACAAGAGUGUUUCAUCUGACUACAGCUAGAAAUGACAGAAACCUACUGAAACAGAGCAGAAUGUUUCCUAGUAAGUUUUAAAGUUCUUCGUCUGUGACGUUUCUCCACAAAGAGACCUCACAUAUAAAAUGCCACAGGUGGCUGCAGGCUGUGCGCCAAGCGAUCAGCAGGACACAAUAACUCACAAGUUAGAGGAUGUACCAAAGACCUUAUUAACCCAGUAUACUGAGUGAAUGAUAUGCAAAGUACUAUUCCCCUUGUGUUAAUUAAGUAACAACACCUACAUCCCUCAGAUGCAAACAUGGGACACAUACAGUAUGUCUUACAGUACACCUGGCAGACAUGGUUUUUUAUUUUUAAUAAAUCUUAAGAGAACUUGGAGUACCAUUGCCGUUUUGAUGCCUUACUAUUUCUGUCCUGUGAGGUUAUUUGGCAGAGAUGAACAUUUAUUUUAAUUAUUUUUUUUAACCUUCCUUUGUCCCAAGGUCCAACAUCUCACACAAGACGCUCACUCUGUCUUCAUUUUGGCUAAAAAGAUCUCAUCAAACACAUGACCUGUUUUGUAUUUUCUUUGCUUUAGCUUUCCAUUAGCGAUAUAAUGGUAAUGUUAUUCAGUUGUAGAUAUAUCUAAUGCAGUUUGAGGAGGAUUAUGAUGAGAUCAUCAGGCCUAUUUGCUGUUUCAUGUGUUUCAUGUAUCUUGAUGAUACUUUGCACUCUACCUACUCAGCUUAUUACUUUCCCAUGAAUAACAAAUGUGUUCUUGAAUGAAAGGCAAAUAAAAAUACGCUAAAGAGAA